This is a messenger RNA of Emiliania huxleyi CCMP1516, 489 nucleotides long. RefSeq lists its product as hypothetical. The transcript has a single exon. The record is from RefSeq and is a predicted model, not a curated record. The annotation marks the transcript as partial. NCBI's taxonomy places the organism in Eukaryota, Haptophyta, Isochrysidales, Noelaerhabdaceae.
AUGAUUGCAGUAGCGUCCUGGUCGCUCGUUGGCGUGGCUGCGUUCGCGAGCACGGCGUCAGCUCCGAAGAGGGUGGGAGUGGUGAUUGCCAACGGAUUUGAGAUGCUCGAUGCGAUCGGCCCCUUCGAGGUCUUCAAGGAGAUCGAGAAAACAUACUUUGCUCACGUGAACCUGGCGUCCCAGACCUGGAGUGACACCGCCUUGCAGCCUGGGAUCCAAUGCUCCGCGGACGGCGGACCUCCGUUGCACGUUGAGGUGGAGAUGGUCGCCGACUCGCUGACGCCCGUGACCUCCCUAAGCGGCGUGACCAUUACACCGACGUAUGAUCUGAAGGAAGAUCCGGAAGCAAAGCGCUACGAUCUCCUCGUGUUCGGCGCGCUGAGCUCCUCCAAGUACGAAGGCGCGCGCACCGAGUACAAAGACGGGCACACCCAGACGACGAAGGAUUAUCUCAAGGCGCACAACCGGCAGGGAAAAGAUGUGAUGACU